Labrus mixtus (cuckoo wrasse) is the source of this 721-nucleotide messenger RNA. Its product is annotated as ependymin-like. The transcript is spliced from 6 exons. Gene Ontology annotation, biological process: cell-matrix adhesion. The coding region runs from base 74 to 721 and encodes 215 amino acids. Gene Ontology annotation, molecular function: calcium ion binding. Gene Ontology annotation, cellular component: extracellular region; lysosome. The record is from RefSeq and is a predicted model, not a curated record. NCBI's taxonomy places the organism in Eukaryota, Metazoa, Chordata, Actinopteri, Labriformes, Labridae.
AAUGAAGUGACUUCCCUCCAGAGCAGCAGAGGGUUUGUUGUUGCCUGAGAACAGCAGCUUACACAGAGAAAACAUGAAAAUCUUUGUAGCAUUAGCGUGCCUUUUGGCAGGCUGCCUCGCCCAGGAACCUCAGCCGUGUGAAAGUCCUCCUCAGAUGAGCGGGGAGAUAAGUGUGAACACAUCGGAUGAAAGGCUGGAGAUGUACGGCAAAUACCUGUACGAUGCACUGGGACAGCGGAUAAAGCUUUUUGAGUUUCGCACCCUGGAUAAUGAGACUUUCACCUACGACCUUCUUCUGCUCUACAAAGAGCAAGUUGCGUAUGAGAUCAAUGACCGUAACCGUACCUGCAUUAAAAGACCUCUGAAGGGGGACUUUAUGCCUCUGGCCGUCCCUAAAGAAGCCUCUCUGCUGGGCCAGGUUGUCAUCGGCAGCUCGUCUGCACCUGGACAAGGACUCCUGGUCAACACUUGGACGGGAGAUCUGCCCAAACAAGGAGGGAAGUACAGGAUGACAGUCACUGAAUUUGGAUGCAUUCCUGUCACCACUUCAGUCCAGACCAAACCGUUCGGAUGGAUUGUGCAAAACUUCUUCAACAAUGUCAUCGGUAUCUCAGACCCCUCUCAGUUCAACCCUCCAUCCUACUGCCCGGAUGCAAACAGUACAACUAAAAGUGUCCAGGAGCCGCUUGACUUCUUUGACUUCUUCCAUCGCAAGAAUUGA